Colletotrichum costaricense is the source of this 1068-nucleotide messenger RNA. RefSeq lists its product as uncharacterized. The transcript has 2 exons. The coding region runs from base 1 to 1068 and encodes 355 amino acids. The record is from RefSeq and is a predicted model, not a curated record. NCBI's taxonomy places the organism in Eukaryota, Fungi, Ascomycota, Sordariomycetes, Glomerellales, Glomerellaceae.
AUGGCCGCGUCGGUCUAUGGCAUUAUCUUGUCUCUUUCUAAAGCUCAGAAUGCUUUGCGAACAGCAUUAAGCCGCUCUUCCGAGAACGUGAGCGCCCAGAAGAGUCUACGGCGAUUGGCUGCCUCGAUGACGAUGCUCAGGGUCAUGUAUCUAGACCUUGAUCCGGACGAUCUCUCUUAUCGCAUAGGGGAUGAGCCAGCCACUCAUAUAUUCAGACUGAUUAGCGACAUUCGCCUGGCCGAACUAGACAAAAGUCUUACUUAUCCAAGUGACAACAAACUAUGGAAAAGGUAUUCCAAUCACGUGGAAGAAUUGACUGAAACGCUCCAAACGGCAAUGCAGCGACUCAGGGACAUUGAACAAACCUCCAUGUUGCGGCGUAUUGAGAGAAUUGUUGUCAGAUCUGAACAACUCCAUCUGGAACGGGAUGCGGAGUGCAACAAAACACAACAAGCGGUGGCAGAGAUCGGCCAAGCUCUAUCGCUAUUCAAGUUACAUGUGGUAACGGAUGGGAGAGCAUCGGAAAAUUCUAUACAGCAGGCGUUGGCCGAAAUCGGCGAAAAAUUGUCGAAAAUCAGCAGCUCAUUAUUUGUGGACGGAGAUACUUCAGAUCGAACGAUUGAAGAGCUUCGCACGGCACUACAAUCAGCCAUAGGCAGAUUCCAAGGGUGUGACCGGAACCGAGUCGUUUUCCCAUUCGUCAUACCAAAGCAAGGGGCCAAUGAUGUCAUAGCCAGAGUCAUACUCGACACCGGCGCCCAGGACAAUUGGAUCAAUACGAGAAUACUAGAAAGAGCGAACGUGACAUAUGAUGAGGUUGAAGGGGCGGGAAAUUACGUUGGGGCAGGAGGAUCGCACUUCACACCUCUUGGCCAGGCCCAACUGACAUGGUAUUCUGAGAAUCAAGCACUCAGCAAAGUCUCGUGCUUUCUGGUACACAGCGAUCUUCCAUGUGAUGUUAUCCUUGGCAGCAAGUACAUUUUGGCAAGUAUGGAUGACGUUCUGGAGCCGGUCCUACCUAUAAGGAACACCCACUUGACCAAAGGUGAGUCUUCUUCCGCACCAUAA